AUGCCACAAUCUACCGGCUAUCCUAUUCCCAUGCAAUUUAGUGCAUUACCAUUACCGCCAACGGGUAUUCCUUAUCCUCCCGGUACAUAUCCAGGAUCGUCACUGCCAUCUGUUGUUGAAGGUGUUCAGUCACAGCAACAGCCACAACAACAGCAAGCAGCUCAGAAUCCAUCCACCUACAUCUCAUCGGCUACCUUACCGCAUGCUCGUACGUGGAGUGCUGCUCCCCCUCCUUCGCUGCCCUUUCCUGGAGUGCCACCGUCAACAUCGCUGGAGGGACAUCCGCAGCUGUAUUAUCCGGUAAUUUGUACUUUCAUAACUAUUGUGCCAUUAUUGUCUGCAUCGUAAAU
Messenger RNA from Cylicostephanus goldi, 350 nucleotides. NCBI's taxonomy places the organism in Eukaryota, Metazoa, Nematoda, Chromadorea, Rhabditida, Strongylidae. The record is from the annotation of a GenBank genome assembly.